Erpetoichthys calabaricus (reedfish) is the source of this 1177-nucleotide messenger RNA. RefSeq lists its product as uncharacterized. NCBI's taxonomy places the organism in Eukaryota, Metazoa, Chordata, Cladistia, Polypteriformes, Polypteridae. Bases 201 to 827 code for a protein of 208 amino acids. The transcript has 3 exons. The record is from RefSeq and is a predicted model, not a curated record.
CACGUUCUUCAUCUCAAUCCACCACCACCACUCCCCAGGGAACAGAAUUUAUCACUGUUCUAACAGUACCUUCUACCAUCACCAUUCCCCCAGCUGUGUCUGAAUUCACCGCCACCAUUUUGCAAGUAAAUGUGCACAAGCCCACCACCACUCCAUUAACAACAGAAUCAACUGUUUCUCCCCAAGCAAGUGAAACCACCAUGACCCCAUUUGUGUCCUCCACCACCUUGUCUGUGUCCAAAUCGACUACUGCUUCUAUCAUAACAGAUUCCAGUAGCAAUCUGCCUGCGCUUGAAUCUACCGAUUUUGCCCAAGCUACAGAAUCUGUGACCCUUACCCAAGUAGCAGAUUCCACAAGCACACUGUCUAUAUCCACAACUAUUCCUGUUGCAAAGGAGUCCAUUGCCACCCUUCAGCCAUCAACAGAAUCCAGAACCUCUCCGCACACUGCAACAAUAUCUGCAGCUAUUCCCCAGGCAAAAAAAUCCACCACCAUUCAUGGUAUAAAUCGACCAAGCAACAGUACCCCUGCAACAGCAUCUACCAUGCCACAAACAAACAAAUCCACCACCACCUCAGAAGUUAGGAAAUCUUCUACCACUCUGCUCACAGCUCGGCCUACAACCACAUCAUCAUCAUCAUCAUUGCCAAAUACAUCUUCAUCAGGACAAGGCAAGUUCACCAUUGUAAAUCUUCAGGUCUCAGUUCUUGUUUCACAGCAGAUCAGUAAUGAAGUUGAAGCAGCCAUUUUACAAAAGGUUCAAGAAUGGUUAUCCCGUGUCAGCCCUACUGUUACUGUUAAAAAAAGAUCGGCAAGACAAGUGUGAGCAGGUGCGCAGACACCACUGAAACUAAAAGCAGCGCUUCUUUCUGCUUCACUCUUAGAAGUGAGUUAGUUCAAUGGAAGCCUGCAGGAAAGACUUGAUCGUGCUGCCAUCACUUGCACUUACAAAGCAGAAAUUCUGAGCUAACAGGACCUCUUUAUUGACUCUUUGCUUACCCCAGACACACCUCCAGUAUGAACUACAUGCUCUUGGUUAUCAACGCAAACAUUCUUGGUCCAGCUUAGCAACUACUCAGUGAUACAUCAUAACAUUCAUUGGCUACAGAGGACAUUUUUAUAAAUAACAAAUCCAGCCAUGCACAAUUUAUCAAUAUGUAGCAAAUGAGAAUGACC